Messenger RNA from Orbicella faveolata, 2010 nucleotides. RefSeq names its product phosphoglycolate phosphatase-like. The record is from RefSeq and is a predicted model, not a curated record. Gene Ontology annotation, molecular function: phosphatase activity. Lineage: Eukaryota; Metazoa; Cnidaria; Anthozoa; Scleractinia; Merulinidae. Gene Ontology annotation, cellular component: cytoplasm.
CCGAGUAGAACAUGGGUUUGAAUCCAAGUCGUCGUCGGAAUAUAUGAGUCCGCGAGCUUACAGCGGUAAUUUUGUCACAAACAAAAUGGCGGACAAAACAUGCAGACUUCUCGAUGGCAAAGAAGCAAGCGAUUUCAUAGCCUCGAUGGAUACUUUUGUCUUUGAUUGCGAUGGGGUGCUUUGGAAUGAAGGCGGACCUCUGGAAGGGGCGGUGGAAGUUUUGCAAGAACUUCGAAAAUUGAAUAAAAGGAUUUUCUUUGUAACCAACAACAGCUCCAAGUCAAGAGCAGCUUAUCUUAAGAAAUUUGAGAAGUUUGGUAUUGAAGCUUGUGAGGAAGAAAUCUACUGUACAUCAUAUGCUGUGGCAUAUUACUUAAAAGAGAUCAUCAAAUUUGACAAAAAAGUUUUCACGAUCGGUACAACAGGGAUGGUAGAAGAACUGGAUGCUUUGAAUAUUCCUCAUACUGGUUCUGGUCCUGAUCAUUCAUCUGGUGGCUACAAUAUGCAGGAAUGGACAUCAUUCACUCUGGACCCUGAGGUUGGAGCUGUAGUUUGUGGAUUUGAUGAGUACUUCAGUUACCAUAAACUCAUCAGAGCAGCUAGUUACCUUGCAAAAGAGUCCUGCCUUUUUAUUGCAACAAAUUGUGAUGACAGAUUCCCAUUUAGCAAUGGUGAUGUUGUUGUUCCAGGGACAGGCUGCUUUGUGAUUUCUGUGGAAACAGCAGCUAGGAGGAAAGCACUAGUCAUAGGAAAACCAGAGAGAGUUAUGUUUGAAUGUAUAAAUUCACGUCAUACUAUUGACCCAAAAACGACGUGUAUGAUAGGAGAUAGAUUGAACACUGACAUCUUGUUUGGCAACAACUGUGAAUUGAAGACCAUCUUAGUGCUGACAGGAAUCUCAUCCCUUGCUGAUGUUAAAAGCAUUAAGACAUCAAACAGUCCUGAUCACAAACGUUCCAUUCCAGAUUUUUACAUCCCUGGUAUAGAGGCCCUAAGACUACCAUUAAAAUCUGUUAGCAAAGCAUCUAGUUGACUGUAGUUAUUCCAUGAAAGUACAAUUUAUAAGUGGGCCAGGAAGGCAGGCUGUAAUUUCAGAUUAGAGGUGAAGGAUUCAUAAUCAUAACAAAAUUGUUCUACGUUUUCAUUAAUGGCAGUCUUUGCUGUUGAGUGUUCUUAUAAUAUUAGAAUAACUUAUUCUUUUUAGAACACUAUUUAAUUAUAUCAUUAUCAACUGGGAAAUAUCUUGUUUGGACACCAGUCAUUCAGUGUGUACAAUGCACAUUGUCCGGGAAGUUAAGUAAGUUAAGUUAAGUAAAAUCAAUCUGUAUUUUUAUUCUUACUCUGGAAUUCAGUGCACUAAGCAACUGAAUAUGAGCCAUGUAUUUAUAAUAAAAACAAACAAGAAACCUUUUUAUGUUCUGUCACACAUAUCGUCCAUGUCAAGAAAAAGUUAUAGAGUGUUUUUUUUAGUACAAAAUGUAUAAUAUUUUACAAAAAUGACAAUUGAAAUAAUAAUAAAAAAUGGUUUUGCUCCCUGUUAACAGUGUUAUUGAGACCACUAAAUAGCAGCAAUAAUUGAAAGAAUGUAAUACUCUAUCUCAUCUAUAAGCAUUAACCCUGAACCCCAUGUUUUUCUCUACCAAACUAAAGUAAAACUUGCAAGUAGCAUUUCGCUAACAAAUCAAUACAUUUACAUGUAUGCAAAAGGCACAAUAUUUGUACAGUCAUUUAGCUAAACAUUGUGCUUAAACUGAGAUGUGCUAAUGCAGGUACAAAAACAGUGCUUUACAAAAAUAUUUAUUCACUAGGUCUAAUGUGAUCUUGCACCAGGAGUCUUAGAACAGCAACACGCUCAUAGGUGAAACCACAACAGUUUGUGUAUGUACAAUGAUGCGAUUUUCCCCUCUUGAUGCAUGUUUAUGUUCUCCUCAAAUUAGAUUUGCUAACUGGAAGGGUUGACUCUUAGCGUAAGCUUAACCUCAGUCGACUGAAUCAAAAAAAAAAAAAAAA